Messenger RNA from Ordospora pajunii, 2010 nucleotides. RefSeq names its product putative helicase. Gene Ontology annotation, molecular function: helicase activity; ATP binding; RNA binding. The transcript has a single exon. Lineage: Eukaryota; Fungi; Microsporidia; Ordosporidae. Gene Ontology annotation, cellular component: intracellular anatomical structure. The record is from RefSeq and is a predicted model, not a curated record. The coding region runs from base 1 to 2010 and encodes 669 amino acids.
AUGGGCAUGCGCUUAAUGAAGGAGCAGGAGAUGGGAGAAUAUUCAGACACAGGGAUUGAGAUGAAUCUUGAUGUGCCGGAAGGGAUAUUUCCAGAAGAGGCAAAAGUUGAUUGGGACGAAGAGAUUGGAAAGGGAGAGAUAUUGGAUUUGCUUGGAGAGGCUGAGGAAGGCAGCACACUUGAUGUGGAGGAGAGCGUGGAGGAGAAGAUGGAGGAAAUAUUUGAGAAGUUGGAAACGAAUCAGGUGAUCCUUGUGCAGGGAAACACAGGGUGUGGGAAAACAACGAAGAUUCCUAGAUAUCUUUUGCAGCGGUAUGGGAAGAUAGUAUGUUCGCAGCCAAGAAAGAUAGCAGCAAUAAGUGUUGCCAAGAAAGUGGCUAAGGACAUGAAUGUGUGUGUUGGGCAUGAGGUUGGAUAUUCCGUAAGGUUUGAUGACAUGAGUGGCAAGAGGACAAGGCUGAAGUAUGUAACUGAUGGGAUUCUGCUGAGGGAGAUCAACAGCAACAAGGAUCUGAACGGAUAUGAUGUGGUGAUAAUUGAUGAAGCACAUGAGCGGAGUAUGAAUAUUGAUGUGCUGCUUGGGUAUUUGAAGAUGAUUCUGAGGAAGAGGAAGGAUCUUCGGGUGAUUGUGAUGAGUGCGACUCUAAGCAGUGAAAAGUUUGUUUCGUUUUUUGGAUGCCAGAGGAUUGAGAUACGGCACAGGAUGUUUCCACUUGAGAUUUUUUUCACGAAGAAGGGAUGCGAUGGAGACUACUUGCGCGAGGGAUUGAAGACAGUGAUGCAGAUCCACAAGAGCGAAGGACCAGGAGAUAUACUAAUGUUUCUGACGGGGAAGGACGAGAUCAAUAAUGCCCAGGCGGUGUUGUCAAGCAUGAUGCCUGCUAACGAGGUUGAGAUAUGCUGCAUAUACAGUACGCUUGCACCUGAGCAGCAAGAGCGUGUUUUCAAGGCGUCGAAGAAGCGGAAGGUGGUUCUUGCGACGAAUAUAGCAGAGACAUCGAUAACGAUAGAGGGGAUGAAGUAUAUUGUUGAUUGUGGGCGGUGCAAGCAGAUGCGGUACUCUGCAUUGCUUGGGAUGAGCAUAUUGGAAGUUGGAUGGAUAUCCAGGUCGCAAGCGAAGCAGAGAGCAGGACGAGCAGGGCGCACGGGAUCAGGAAAGGUCUUCAGGAUAUAUACGAAGGAAGACUACAAACGGAUGAGCAUGGACACGAUGCCUGAGAUUCUUAGCAGUAAUCUUGCGAACACAAUACUGCUGCUGAAGUCUAUAGGGAUAUUGGACAUUACGAGCUUUGAGAUGCUUGACAGGCCUGAUGUGUCGAAUGUGAAGAAGGCGCUUGAGCUUUUGUAUUUUUUGAGAACGAUAGAGGAGAAUGGAAAGAUAACGGCGCUUGGGAGGAAGGCGGCAAGGAUUCCUGUGGAACCUGAGCUUGCGGUGUCGCUGCUUGCAUCGUGCGAGCUUGGAUGCCUUGAGGAUGUGAGCAUUAUUGCAGCAAUGCUGAGUGUUGAGAAUGCGUGGAUAGAUGUUGCGAAGAGCAGUGCUGAGUAUCCUAAGUAUGUGGAGGCAAGAACGAAGUAUUUUGAUGUACGAGGAGACUAUUUUUCGCUUCUGCGUGUGUAUAAAGGAUGCGAGGCAGCGAGGUUUGCAGCAUCGUAUAUGCGGAAGAAGUACUUGAACAUACGGGCUAUGCAUCAGGCACAGAGGAUAAAGAAGCAAUUGGUGGCGAUGCUUAAUGUGCGCAGCAUGUCUGACGAGAGCAAGGUGGUGCAGUCGUUCUGUGCAGGGUAUUUUAUGAAUAUUGCAAAAAUUGCUGAUGGAAGGUAUGUGUCGGUGUUUCAUGGAACCCAAUGCUAUGUGCACAGCAGCAGCAGCAUGUUUAACAGGAGGGCGAAGUAUAUACUCUACCACUGUGUGUUUAAGACUGGAAGGGAGUAUGUGAAGCAUUGUGUGGAGGUGAGCGAGGAGGAUCUUGUGAAGGGAGCGAACCACAUAUUUGUGAAGAAAAGGAAGUGA